UGUCGUAAAAGCCACAAUGCGCAGGCGUUCUACCUCCCUCCUCCGCGCCCGGUUGUCGCAACACCUGACGCCUGCGCAGUAAGUUGCGUGGGUGUAUUGUGGCGGCAGAGUUAGUCACUGUGCUGCGCAGUCUGCGGGCGUUACUGUGCCGCGCGCCGCCGGGUGGUUAUAUCGAGGCUCAGUUGGCCCUCAGGCAGGCAGCGUGGGUCUGCCUUGGUUCUUCGGACCCAAGGUCUGUGAGCGGCCACGAUGUCGAUCUUCACCCCCACCAACCAGAUCCGCCUGACCAAUGUGGCCGUAGUACGAAUGAAGCGAGCCGGGAAGCGCUUCGAAAUCGCUUGCUACAAAAACAAAGUCGUAGGCUGGCGAAGCGGCGUGGAAAAAGACCUUGAUGAAGUUCUGCAGACCCACUCAGUGUUUGUAAAUGUCUCUAAAGGUCAGGUUGCAAGGAAGGAAGAUCUCAUCAGUGCGUUUGGAACAGAUGACCAGACUGAAAUCUGUAAGCAGAUUUUGACUAAAGGAGAGGUUCAAGUGUCAGAUAAAGAACGGCACACACAGCUGGAGCAGAUGUUUAGGGACAUUGCAACUAUUGUGGCCGACAAAUGUGUGAACCCUGAAACAAAGAGACCGUACACCGUUAUCCUUAUUGAGAGAGCCAUGAAAGACAUCCACUAUUCGGUCAAACCCAACAAGAGUACAAAACAGCAGGCUUUGGAAGUGAUAAAGCAGUUAAAGGAGAAAAUGAAGAUAGAACGUGCUCACAUGAGACUUCGGUUCAUUGUUCCAGUGAAUGAAGGGAAGAAGCUGAAAGAAAAACUCAAGCCACUCAUCAAGGUUAUAGAAAGUGAAGACUAUGGUCAACAGUUAGAUAUUGUGUGUCUCAUCGACCCCGGCUGCUUCCGAGAAAUCGAUGAGCUCGUAAAAAAGGAGACAAAAGGCAAAGGCUCUUUGGAAGUACUCAAUUUGAAAGACGUGGAAGAAGGAGAUGAGAAAUUGGAGUGACAGUCAUCAGUCUCUUCAGCUGUCAAACACUAAAGCGUUUUCAUUUCCCACAGCCCUGUUUUCCUUCUGUGAUCUGCCAAACACUUGCUCAGAUGUGUUGACAUUUUCCAUCUUUGUGGCAAACAUGUACACAAAAAGACUUUCCUAAGUAAGUAUUAUAAUGUGGGAUUAAUUUAGUUUUAAUUAUCAAAUGGGGUUUUAGGCAAAAGUGAAAUACAGAGUCCGGAGUAGCAUUUUGUUACUGCCUCAUGCCUUUGAGCUUUCCAGGGUGAAAGUUAUUUGAGACAACUCUUGUGGAUAAAAAAUAAAUUUUGUACAUUAUAAGAAAAUAACUUUGGGAGGAUAUAUCUGUAUGACAGAAAGGGAGGAUUUGCCAAAAAAGAAAACGUGUAAUGUCUUAUUUCUACUUAAUGAAAUGUGUGUAUAGGGGUAACUGUCUCGUGACCUAAUACAAAGCUUGGAUGAUGAAAAAUAGAUAGAUUUUCUUGAUUUUCUGAAAAAUAGAUAGAUGAUGACUGUGCAGGACUUCAAUAAUAUUCAUCAAACAUGCUGCCAUAGCCUAGAUUAUUCUUAGUAAAAAAUACAGCCAUUUAUUGCUAAUUCUUAAAGUUUAUAAUAUAUAUUACUAGAGUUGAAAAUAUAUGUAAUCAAUAAAACCACUGUUUAUUUUUGUUAAACUAUGGCUUGUAUUUCUAGACAGCUUCCUAACUUUUUCUUUUCUCUGCCUCUUGUCUGCUAAGAUGGGAGAGUUCUUAGCAGGAUUAAACAAGUCAGGAGGAGAGGAGUGCUCAGAACAGGGCCUGUUCUGUUAAAUACCUGGUAAAUCUUAGGGAUAUUAUUUGGGAUGUAAUUGAACUUGAGUGUUUUAGUAUUUGAACACUUAAAUAGACAAUGUGCAAGUUUUUUUAAAUCUACUUACCCUCAAAAGAGAUAGUCUAGAAUACAAAGUAGGGUUUCACUCAAAAUAAACAUACAGAUGUAUUUUAUGCACAGAAGUUUUUAAGUGAAAAAGAGUUCUUGACUUGAACAGUUCCUGAUUGGUUGAUUGAAGUCAAACAUUUUUCUCAUAGUGUUGGAAGAAAUAUUCUUAAGACACACUUUCUUUAAUGCUGAAAUUGAACUACUGUUCUGAUACAGUCUUCAAGAUGACCCCCUCACUGAUUCCAUUUUACUUACAUAGUUUGUUGUUUUACAAAAAUGAUCUAAACUUGAAGUCCCAGGAAAUUAUUUUAACCAAUGAAGUUUACACUUUAUUUCUAGCUUAAACAGUUAAAGCAACGUUUCAGGUUGAAAGUCAUAAUUACUAAAAAUGUUCAAGAGCUGCAUCUUGAAUAGAAAAAAGAUAAAUGUUACCAUAACAUUGCCUUAAGUUUUUCCCAUUCUCAUACUCAUUUCUUCUAAAAAGCUGGAACUUCAAGAAGUGUUAAAUGUAGAUCAGAGUCAUGUUUCUGAACCUAUAAAAAAUAAAAAAAUUUCUACCUUAUAUUAAUCUCAUUAUUCAGAAGUAGUUAAAAAGUUUGGUUCAUAAUUAUCUUCCCAGUAGCACUGCUAUAAUGGAUUACCUUAAGGAUUAUCGGUUUAUUUCGCUUUUUCAAUGCAAGCUUUAUUGUGUACAUUUGGUCAGAAUGACGUUUCAGAAUUAAACCUCUUCUAUUAGCA
Balaenoptera musculus (blue whale) is the source of this 2661-nucleotide messenger RNA. It is a transcript of the gene SBDS, whose product is annotated as SBDS ribosome maturation factor. The record is from RefSeq and is a predicted model, not a curated record. The transcript is spliced from 5 exons. Bases 250 to 1002 code for a protein of 250 amino acids. Gene Ontology annotation, biological process: cytosolic ribosome assembly; ribosome biogenesis. NCBI's taxonomy places the organism in Eukaryota, Metazoa, Chordata, Mammalia, Artiodactyla, Balaenopteridae.